Ctenocephalides felis (cat flea) is the source of this 854-nucleotide messenger RNA. RefSeq names its product histidine protein methyltransferase 1 homolog. Gene Ontology annotation, molecular function: protein-L-histidine N-tele-methyltransferase activity. The record is from RefSeq and is a predicted model, not a curated record. Gene Ontology annotation, biological process: peptidyl-histidine methylation, to form tele-methylhistidine. NCBI's taxonomy places the organism in Eukaryota, Metazoa, Arthropoda, Insecta, Siphonaptera, Pulicidae.
GUAAACCAUAAGGAAAAAGUAGAAUGGAUACAAUCACGAGAAAUGUUCUUAUCUGAUAUUGAAUCAUUUGAUAAAAGUGAUCUAUUCGAAAUAGAAAACUUAAUAACGUGUGGAAAUUUAAAUAUAUACUAUUAUGCAGUUACACCUUUACUCCAUUUAAAAAAUACUGAAGAAUAUCCAUUAUUAAAUGAAUUAGAAAACAAACAUUCUGAUCUGCUGGUAGGCAAAUAUGAGGGUGGAUUCAAGAUAUGGGAGUGCACCUUUGAUUUAAUUAAUUUUUUGGCUAAAAAUACAGAAACAUUUAAAUUUAGCAAAACUAAAGUCUUGGAUUUGGGUUGUGGAGCAGGCAUUGUAGGAUUAUUUUGUAUGUUAGAAGGAGCUACAGUUUAUUUUCAGGACUAUAACUCCGAGGUACUAAAGCUGCUCACUAUGCCGAAUGUUGUGUUAAAAAGAGAAGCAAAUUGUAAUAGUGAUCAAAAAUUUUUUUGUGGUGACUGGAAGUCAUUUUGUGAUCUCCUGAUCAAUAAUGAAAUCAAAGAAGAUCAAAAAUUUGAUUACAUCAUGACGUCAGAAACAAUUUAUAAUACUGACAACUAUGGAAAGCUGUAUAAUCUCUUCAAACAACUUUUGAAGGCUAAUGGUAGAAUAUUUGUAUCAGCAAAAAGUCAUUACUUUGGUGUUGGAGGCAGUACAAAAGAAUUCAUUGAAUAUAUUUCUAGAGAAAAAAUAUUCCAACCAGAUUGUGUAUGGGAAUGUAAUGAGGGCAUUAGAAGAUGUAUAUUGAAAGUCACAUUUAGAAACAAUGAAUGAGAAUAAUGUACAUUUAUGUUGCAUUUAAUAAGUAAAUCAUGCGU